Molecule: messenger RNA, 1414 nt
Organism: Xenia sp. Carnegie-2017
Lineage: Eukaryota; Metazoa; Cnidaria; Anthozoa; Malacalcyonacea; Xeniidae
Product: myotubularin-related protein 13-like
Exons: 10
Coding region: 469-1176 (235 amino acids)
Source: RefSeq, a predicted model, not a curated record
AGUUGCUCAAGUAAUGUUAGAUCCAUACUAUCGAACGAUUAAUGGUUUUAAAGUUUUAGUUGAAAAAAAUGGUUGUUCUUUGGACAUUGUUUCUCACAUCGCUGUAAUCAUACACAUUCAACGCAGUCAAGUGGAUUCACGCCUGUUUUCUUGCAAUUUCUUGAUGGCGUCCAUCAGGUGCUUCGUCCUCAUUGCAACGUUUCCAAUCUAAAAUUAUGGAGUUAUUUUGUUUCGGAGAAUGUCUCCACUGGUCCAGAGUUUGAUCAAGAAGUUAUAAAUGAGACAGAAACCGCUGCCGAGGAAGGACAACAGAAGUUAGAAGACAAGUACGAUGCCAAAAGACGCUGUCGAAGUGGUAUGUUUGGUGGAUCGGUUCAUUACGACAGUAGUAGCUGUGCAUAUCGUUUGUACGAAUAUAAUCGCAUCGAAGAAGAGGCUGACAAACACGCAACUCGUUGAAAAAAAUUUAUGGCAGCGUUUGAACAGCCUAAAAUAACGAAAACGUUUUUAACAUACAACGAAGAACUUUCCAGAGUCCGUAGUGGUGUACUACACAAACGAGAUUCGAUGGUCAUAAUACUUGAGGGGAAACUUCAAAUCGAAGACUACAGUAACCAAGGUUUUUCACGACCUCAUUCAUUUGAACCUCACAGUUUCUUUACGCCAACCAACUGCGAUUUCUGUCUACAAGUGAUAUGGAAUAUUGGAAAAGGAGGAUUCAGAUGCACAGAAUGUGGAUACAACUGCCACGAGAAAUGCGGAUCACGUGUUCCUAAAACGUGUCCUAAUUACAAGAAUCUGAAAGACCAGAAUGAUAGCAUGCCAUCUAAUAGUAACAAAAGCUUACAUGAGUCUCCAAGUUUAAACAAAUCUUCGAAAUUUUUGUGUGGGUAUCUAUGGAAACGAGGUGCUUUAUUCAAACAAUGGAAGCAACGGUAUUUUGUAUUGGAUACGGAAAGACAUCCGCUUCGUUACUAUGAUGAAGUAAGCGAUGUUCAUUGUCAAGGUGUUGUCAACUUAACUGAAAUUAUUUCAUGUGAAAUGUCACAGUUGAAUUCAAACGAGAAGCAAGUUUUUUUCGACCUUCGUACAGAGAAACGAUUGUAUAAUUUGUAUGUAGCGACGGAGGAAGAAGCCAAGAAAUGGAUCUCUAAAUUACAAAUCUUGGAUACGUAGAGCUUCCACGGUCCAAUCAGGAAUUUCAUAAUAAUAAAAAGAAAUGUUGUGCAUAUGUGAAAUAUUUUAACAUUUUAGAACACAUAUUUAGUGUAAUUUAUGUACGUAUUUUAAUUUUUUUAAAUAAUAGCAUCAUUUUGAGACACGCACAGGUUUCAAAUAAUCAUGACUGAAAUAACCAAUACGAAUUUUCGUUGUAUUUCCACAUGUUAUAAAAAUAGUGUGACACCAGUUAUAA